This is a messenger RNA of Carassius gibelio (silver crucian carp), 6045 nucleotides long. Its product is annotated as mastermind-like protein 3. Bases 584 to 3859 code for a protein of 1091 amino acids. Gene Ontology annotation, molecular function: transcription coactivator activity. The transcript is spliced from 5 exons. Gene Ontology annotation, cellular component: nucleoplasm; nuclear speck. Gene Ontology annotation, biological process: Notch signaling pathway; positive regulation of transcription of Notch receptor target. NCBI's taxonomy places the organism in Eukaryota, Metazoa, Chordata, Actinopteri, Cypriniformes, Cyprinidae. The record is from RefSeq and is a predicted model, not a curated record.
GCUGGCGUGCUGCUCGCAGGCUGGUGGCUGCUCUUCGCUCGGCUGUUGUCCUGAUAUCACUCCGCUAGCAUGGAGGAGGGGAGCGCUUGAUUAUUGUGAUGGUGGCAGCUGCCGUACACACUGGCGACUGUAGGAUUUCCUCUCCAGCCUUCAGGACUUUAAGAAACUACACGCCUUGUUCGAGCACGGGGAGGGUUUCGCCGGCCACACUAAUGAAAUGCAAGUUCACGAAACAACUCCGGAGCCUGUUCGCAGCAGACGGCAAAACUUUUUUCAAAAGGACAACACAAUAAAACGACGAGCGCGCAGCAGCGGCGCUUACGCGUGAUGGUUGCGAGUAACAUCCGGAUGUUUGAUGGAGCUCCAGUAGAGGCGAGAGAGUAACAAACCCGGUCCCGCACGGUUUUCUUUGAAUGGUUGACACGGCGAUCCUCCCGGAGGAGGGAUUUACACUAAUUUAAACGCUUCUUUCUCCACAAUUUCACUGUAUCUGCCUCCCUGGCGAAGCGGACUUCUGCCCCGCUUUGGAGAGGGGAGAAAGAGAGAGUCAGGGGGGCUUGACAAAGUUCUUCCCGAAUCACAGAUGAUGGGGGAUUUUGCCAGCCCCGCUGCCGUACCGACCGGCGGCGGUAUUUGCAUUAAUAACAGUAACGUCAACUUAAACUCCAUUAAUGCAACCGGCAGCAGCGCCGGCGGCGGCGGUAACGUGGGCAUACCGAAGCACAGCACGGUGGUGGAGCGGCUGCGGCAGCGGAUCGAGGGCUGCCGGCGGCACCACGUCAACUGCGAGGGCCGAUACCAUCAAGCGCACGCCGAGCAGCUGGAGCUGGACCGCCGGGAGACGCUGAGUCUGUACCAGCGGAGUUUAGAUCAGCGGGGCAAGAAAUCCGGCAACAGCAAGCAGCAGAGCAAGCAACAAGAGCCCGACUCGAGCGCGAGCGCCGAGCAGAGGAGCAGCACUCUCAUCGCGCUCCAGGAAACGGUGAAAAGGAAAUUGGACAGUGCCCGGUCUCCUUUAAAUGGUGACCAAAAUGGCCUCAGUGAUAAUAGUUAUUCUCCCACUGCAAAGAGUCUCCGUAAGGAAGGAUGCACUGGAAUGGACUCUCUUGGUAGCCUCCCACCCAUUUCCCCACUUCAUCCAAUUGACAUCAAACCCACCUUGCCCUCGGGCAACAACUGUGCCUCCUCAAAUAACGGAACCGGCAACGGCAAUGCUGGUACAAACCAUAUUACUGGACGGCCUGAGGAUUUAGGCAAAAAUGGUGGAAUGCCUGAUAUUAAACUAAACGGUUCAUUGGAGCUGGAAGAUGGCUUUAGCCUGCUAAAGGACAUGAAACAAGAGCCUUUGGAUGAUGGCGGUGGAAUUGAGUCCUCGGAAACUUCACUUUCAAAUCAGAACAAGCUAUUCUCUGACAUCAAUUUGAAUGACCAGGAAUGGCAGGAACUGAUUGAUGAGUUGGCCAACACGGUGCCUGAGGACGACAUGCAUGACCUCUUCAAUGAGGACUUCGAGGAUAAAAAAGAAGUGAGUGACUUCACACGGGCCACAACAGAACAAACGCAGCUUGCACAAGACCCAGCACCUAACUCUGUAGCUACGGCACCCAACAGUACACCGCAAAGUGGACAGAUGCCCAUGGGGUCACCUCAGGUGCGACCAUCUUCCUCUGGUCCUCCGUUUGCAACUGCUGCCAAUGGGACACCACCCCAGCAACCCUUGCAGCAGUCACCAGCAGUUGGAAUGCCAUCAGGAUCGCCUGCUAACUGCGUGGCACGUUCUCCACAAACUCCCACCCAAGCGCAGACCCAGGCCUCAAGGCCCGGAAAUGGAUUUAUGAUGAAUGCAGGUCCUGGUGUUGGCCCCAUGGCAUCAACUCCAGUAACAGGAGGUGGUCCUGGAUCAGGGGGAACAGGUGGAGGUGUACCUGUCCCGCCCAAUUCUGAACUUUCACCGGCCGAGCAGCUGAAGCAAAUGGCUGCCCAGCAGCAGCAACGUGCCAAACUUGUCCAACAAAAACACCAACAGCAGUCCCAGGCAGCAAACUGGUCACCUGCAGGAGCACCAACAAGCCCAUACAGUGGACCCUUUAAUCCAGACAAACCAAAUAGCCCCAUGAUGUAUACACAGGCUUUCAAUGCUGGCAACACAAUGGGGCCAAAAGCACCAAGCAUGAACAACUACCUCCCACAGAACCACAUGAACAUGCUCAACCAGCAACAGCAGCAGCAGCAGCAACCUAAUAACUUGGCUGCCCAAAACAACCUCAAUAAGCAGCUCUCUUAUAGUAACACCAAGCCGUUGACUCAUUUCAGUGGAGUAGACCACAUGAGUCAGCGGAUGACGCCGCCCAUGGCCAAUCAAGCCAAAAACCCGAUGAUGCCCUACAUGCAGGGCACCGGGGGUGGGCCACCACAAGCUCCAGGUCCAAUGCCCAACCAGUCAGCCCAUUUAAGUGAAGAACAGAAGAGGAUGAUGAUGAUAAAGCAAAAAGCGCUGAGUCAAGGCAUGUCAUAUGGCUCUAUGCAGCAGCAUGUACAGGAAGGUGUGGUUGGUCUGCCGCGGCAGGCUGGUGGAGUCCAGCCACCUCACGGAGGACCGGGGGCUGUGACAUCAGCAGGGCCUAAUGGGCCGGGGCCUGGCGGAUAUAUGCCCAAUCCACAGCAGCAACAGCAGGCGGCCAUGAUGAAGCAGAUGAUCGCUAUGGAGCAGGAAAAGAGGGUCCAGCUCCAUCUGAUGGAGCAGCAGAAAGCACAGCUUAUGAGAGAGCAGAGACAACAGCAACAGCAGCAACACAUGCUGGCAGAACAGUUACAACAACAGCAGCAUCUCCCCAGACAGAUGAGUCAGGCACAGAGGAAUCCAUACCCGCUCCAGCAGUUUCAAGGCACGCCCCAGGAGAUGGCAGCAAGAAACCAGACACUGCAGAACAUGCGCAACGCUCGACUUCUGCAGCAGCAGCAGCAGCAGAACCCCGGGAUACUGCAGAUGACGCCCGUCCAGAACUCGGGCGCCAUACCUUCGCAGGGUGACAUGAGUAUGGCGUACGGAGGCCAGCCGGGUACACAGACUGGGAUGUACCAAGGUAUGAACCCAAAUAUGGGCCAAAUGCUCCAACAGCAACAGCAGCACCAUCCUAACCAGCCCGGCAUGGUGAUGGCACAGAGACAAGCGGGCGCCGUCGGGCAAGGGAUGGUCGGCGGAGGCGGGUAUGGGCAGGGAAUGCUAAUGAACCCAUCACUCCCGCAGCAGCAAAUAAAAUCAGCCGUUGUUGCCCCUGGUGGGCAGCCGAUGGCCAAAGUUCAGAGACUGCAAGGCAUGAUGGGAGGCGGAGGCCAGACUUGGCCGCAGCAGCAGCAGCAAAACAUACAAGCCAUGGGUGGAAGGACUUCAAACGACAUGGUGGUGUUUAACAGUAACCCUGCAUAUGCCAUGCAAGGUGGCCAGGCUCCGAGAAUGGCCAAGCAGCAUUUCGCACAAGCGAUGGGCGGACAGACUAUGGUGGACCCUCGUUCGAUAAACCCAGCGGCAAUGGGUGGACCGAUGAUGCCGCACAUGGCAGGACAACCAAGGACCAACCAGCCGCGGGGAAUGGUGAUGCCAGGUAUGAACCAGGGUGUGCCCAACAUGGCUGCUUUUGGACAGGGCCCUGCUCAGGGCAUGCCGGGAGCAUCGGGAGGGGGUGGGCCGUACAUGCCAGGGGGUCAGCCUCAGGGCUACCAGAGGACGUCCAGUCAGGACCUGGCGUACGGUUACGGCAGCCAAUCAGGGGCUGGGGCCGGGGUUUCGUUCGGCUUGUCGGAUGGGACAGAUUUGGAUUCGACGGAAGGUUGGAUGGAUGAGUUUUUCCCCAGCCAAUAGCCUAAGGGAUUUUUUUAACAGGACAAUUUUAUGGAAAAUGUGAUUCGUUUUAUUGUUUGAUUUAUUUUUUGUUUUUUUUUUAUACAUGGUCGACAAAUCUAAGAAAUAUAUUACAUGUUGUGUAUUACAUGUGUGUGCUGUCACAAUAUUUAAACCAAUUCCUCUUUGUUUGGGUUGCUUCUCAAGUAAGGAUCCAGUGUUCUGUGUUUUUUUUUUUUUUUUUUUUUGAAGAAAUACACAUUUGAUUCAUUUCUCUCUCUUCUUUCCCCCCUCUCAUGUCCUUUCUGCUACAUUAAGGGCAAGAGGCACUGAAAACCUGCAAAAUGACAUUGGGAAAGAUUUGAAUGUGUUUUUAGUUUACCAUUAUUCUGACACCCUGCUCAUGUAUGAAAGAGUGUGUGGAAAUUCGUGGUGGGCCUUUGUCAACAAUAGAUCACUUUUCCAAACCAAACAGUUGACCCACACCUCUUUCUUCUCUUUCGUAUCUUCUCUCUCUCCCUUUUCCGCUGCUCUUGACACGUGUUCAUCCUCUGCAUUUGCUCUGCUUUGUGUGUGUGUGUGUGUGUGAGCAUCACAACAAAACACAUCAGACUCUGCGUGCUCUCAGUGCAUGCAAGAUGGAUGCUCUGCUGUCGCUAGGCGACCGGUGUCAGUAGAAGAGUGAAGCCAUGUGUGUGUUUGUCAGCUAGGUGUUUGUUAAUAAAGCUUGAAGAGAUUUGGCAGCUACAAACGUCUCCCUCCCCUCCCUAAAACUGUGAGAAAGAUGCUUUCUUUAGUCACAAUGGCAGCUAGAAAGGAUACUAUGACAUUUAACUCAUAAAGUUUAAAGAUUUCAACGGCCCACAGACAUUUGCGUAUUUAAAUUUUCUUUCAAUAUUUAAAUGCUAACCAACAUCCUAUUUUUAUUCCUUUCUUUACCAGAACAUUACUGCUUGUGAACCCUGGUUAAAGAUAUUUUAAUAAGAAAAAAAUGAAAUACACCAUAUGUAUCUCCGCUGAUGGGUCAUACCACUUUUCAUCUUUUAUUUUACUCUUCAAAUGACAAAUAUUUAUUAGUUUCCUUCACGUUUCAUUUCACUGCACCACUCUCAGCUCUUGAACACACUGACACUCCUUUCCCUGCCACACAUUGUCUGAAAAGACAAGGAAAGACAAGCACGUCAAGACUACAUCAAGCCAACUUUGUUGCAUACAACGUCCUCUUUCUCUUUCAACUGUGACACAAUUUCAACCAAAACAAAAAAUCGAUUUGUUCAUAUAUUUACGACCCAUUUCCUCCAACUUGUGUUCAUUGUUGUGAGUUUGUCAGCUAAUUUCAAAAGAAGUCACAAUAUGGCAUCUUUGUAGCCUGACUUUAGUUUUUUGUUGUUUACCAUGAGAUGCCACACAAAUAAGAACAUCAGUCGUUUCUGCUCUGUUGUGUGUUGCUGUGCUAUUAUGGUAUUGUAGUCAUGGUGUCUUUGUAAUCAAACUCUAGUUUUAUUGUUUCCCGCUCUCUGAAGAAUGAAUAUGAAUGUAACAUUGUGACUGACUUGCCCUUUUUUCUUAUUUUUUGUCUUAAUGGGAGAUUGACCGCAUUCACAUCUUCAGUGUUUCGCAGUGUUAUAUUGUUGCUCUGUCAAGAGGAUUGCAGAUGGAGAGGGUAAAGCCCGCGUCCUCGUGCCGUCUCACCAAAUAUCAACAAUCUGGGACCAAGAUGAACAUGUUUUUGAUUUUUGUUGAAGUCAUCGAGCUUAUCUUUUUCUUCUUUUUAUUUCGUACUGGUGCUGACAUAUAUGUGAUGGAUAAAGAUAUAUAUAUCAGAUACAGUUAUUUGUAAAUAUGUUUUUACAAUUUUAAAUACAUCAGAGGAUACGUCUCUACUCACUGUAAAGAUAUUGCUGUUUAAGAUAGAGAAGUAUUUUUAUUUCAUCUUUUUUUUCCACUUUUAAACUCAUCUGAGCUAUACCAUUGCACUUCAGACAAUGUCUUACUACUAAUUUGUAAUGUAAACCUCCUCUGAUUUUUAUUUUGAAGGUUUUUUUCUAGUUUAAAAAUUUUACUCUGUAUCUAAAGCAGUGCUUUUUUCCCUUUCUUUUUUUCAUGUACAGAAUUAUGUAAAUGGUAAUGCCAGAGAGUUACAAAGAAUUUGUUUUUCAGAAAAAAUACAUUAAAGAGAUUGAUCAUUAAAAAUGUUCUCAUUAAAA